Messenger RNA from Hydractinia symbiolongicarpus, 1529 nucleotides. RefSeq names its product N-alpha-acetyltransferase 38, NatC auxiliary subunit-like. NCBI's taxonomy places the organism in Eukaryota, Metazoa, Cnidaria, Hydrozoa, Anthoathecata, Hydractiniidae. The record is from RefSeq and is a predicted model, not a curated record. Bases 52 to 426 code for a protein of 124 amino acids. The transcript has 3 exons. Gene Ontology annotation, cellular component: NatC complex.
UUACAGGUAGUGUUAAGAAACUAACAGGGAUAUGUGACUAUCAUAAUUGAAAUGGAACCUUCAAUUUUACAGAAUAAUGAAGAUGUAGGUAAACCACUGGAACUACCUGUUAGUGGUAAGGCUACCACUGGUCGAAUGUAUCUGGAGUUACUUCUGAAUAAAUCUAUGAAAGUCGAAAUAUCUGACGGAAGGACAUUGAUUGGUCAAUUUCUUUGCACUGAUGCUGAUGAAAAUAUAAUACUUGGAUCCUGUCAAGAGUUUAUUGGAAAUCCAAGUGACGAAAAUGCUGAAGAACCAAGACUGCUUGGACUAGCCAUGAUUCCGGGCCGUCAUGUCAAGACCAUGCACGUUGACAUGGACAAAAAGACGCAAGAAGAUAUAGAUUUUGUGACAAAAAAAGAGGAGAGGAGUGGAGAGUCACAAUAGCAGUUUUUAUAUAUUGAAGAAGAACACCUAGAAAUACUUGUAUUCCAGGAACUCAGUAAAUAUACAGGAAGAUUUAUACAUAAAGAUUUUAAGGAGAACAUGAUGAAAACAAAUUGAGAGGAGUUGCAACAAUAAAGACUUUUUUAUGCUGUUUAUUAGCUUGUUUUAAAAUAAAUUUGGGGUUUGUCACAUUUUUUUAUCACAUAACUUCGUUGGCUUUAAGUGACGAAAUUUUUGAGAUGACGAAAUGUGCGCCGACAAAAAAUUGAUUUCGACGAAUAUUUUGAGCAAACGAAUAAUUUGGGCUAAUUUAAAUUUUUUUGCAAACUCUAUUAUAUCGUGUUGCCACAAAAAAUGUGCAUCUAAGCCUAUUUUAAGAAAACAAAAAGUAAAAUCCGUCUCUGGGAAUGGGUAUACAGUGAAACCUCCUUAUAGCGGACAUCCUUUAUAGCGGACACCUCUCUACAACGGACACUUUUCUUGGGAACGGAUGAAACGACGGUCAAACUCUCAUAACAAACCCUCCAUGUAGCGGACACUCUAUAGCGGCCACCUCUAUAUAACGGACAUCAUUUCAAGGUCCCGAUUGACAUUUCCCCCUGGAACUGACUUCUCUACAGCGGACAGGUUUAAGAAUGGGUCAUACAAAACAAAAUUUUUGUCAAGAAUUUGUUUAUAUUUGCUUAAGACAAUGUUUUAUAUAUUUAAUAAUUCUUCAAUCUUUUGUAUGUUUUCUUUCAGCCGGUUUAUGGCUUUUUCAGGGCUAUAAAAACGAAAAUUUGCAGGGAUUUUCAGGUCGUAUCUACCUCUGCGGUUAACGCGUUUCCUAGUCACUAUAAUUUCCAUAGAGCAAUAAGGGAGGGAUAGAAACAUAAACACGACUUUAGAUAUAUUUUUAGGUACAUGACCAACCACCACUUCUUUAGUACAAUGAGAAUUUGAGCUAAUUUUGGGAAAAACCUCUAUAUAGCGGACAUACACCUCUCUAUAGCGGACACUUUUUUGAGGUCCCGAUCGUGUCCGCUAUAGAGAGGUUUCACUGUAUAUAUUUUAUUAAACGUGUAGUAAAUGUAAAAGAGAAAACAAAACAAGUUUCGAUGAAA